AUGGGGGGAGGCGCGGACGGCGAAGAUCCGGGCGGGACGCCCCCGCCCGAGGACGUCGCCGGGAUCGACCUCGACCCCGCGCAACACUCGAAGGAUGAACCCGAACCCGACCCGGUGGCGGCCCACGGGACGGCGGACGCGCAGAGCGAGAGCAUCGGGACCGAGGACUCCGCCUCCGAGGACGACGCCGACGCGAACGAGCACGAGCACGAACCGCUCUUUGAACCGGACGACGGUUUCGAGCAGAUGGUGCAGGACAUCACAGACCCGGCCGGGGUUCCCUGGCCGGGCAUCCCCGACGACUGGUCGGACUCCGCCUCUGAUGAGGACGAUUACAGCGGCGAGUCUGGAGAGUUCAGCGACGACGACGGCGACUACGACAGCGACGGCGACGACGGCGACAUGUCCGGCUUCGACGAGGACGCCAUGCACUUCGAGAUCGAGGGCACGAUCCAGGGCCAUCCUCACCGCGCGUGCGACCCCGAGGAGCGCGGGCACUACCUCCUCCACGACGGCCGCGUCCCGUCGUCGCACACGGGCAUGAACCAUCAGCAGGGAUCCGACUCGGUGUGCGCCGCGGGGGACGGGUUGUUGCUCGUCACCGGCGACGUGGACGUGCGGCUCGUCGACGCGAACGCGAUCGUGUCCGACGGUGCGUACGACGCCGACGGAAGGUUCAACGAGCCGGACCCGGACGGGCCCGGACCCGUCCGGACGAGUCCAGACGGGCCGGAUGGUGCCGAGUACGUCGCGGAUGGUACCCCUCCAGAGUACGUCGCGAAGCAGGAGCUGCCGUUCAGCGUCUACUCGGUGGACUACGACGAAGCCAACCGACUCGUGGCGGUCUGCGGCGACGUUCGAAGGUACGCGCAGGACGUCAAUCUCGCGGUGUUUCGCGUCGUGCGCCACCAAAGGGUUGGACAAACCGGAAACGGCCCAGUCUCGGCGUCCUUCGUGCCCGUCGCGGAGAGGGGCGUCGGCGCGAUGGGCCGGUUCGGGCGCGAUAUGGUCAACUGCGUGCGCUUCGGUAAACGCGUCAAAGCAUCCGACGGAGGCGUUCGUCUCGACGGCGUUCAUCGCCCAACUGGUGGGGAGGGUAAGCGCGCGAUCGAGGACGUGCUCCUGUGCGCGUCGCAGGAUGGUAACUGCUACGCGAUGUCGGUGGACGUCAAGGACGACGCGGGGGGCGCCCUCGAAGCCCUCGGCGACGACGACGACGACGCGUUAGACGGCGCCGGCCAGGGCCAAGUUGGCGGGUUUUCCCCCGGCGGCCAGGGCGGCCGGGGCCCGAGGCGACGACCCCGGCUCGACGCUCGGCUCGUCGAUUGUUGUAAGAUUUCCUUCCCUGUCGCGUCCAACGCGGCGGCGGCGUCGCCCGACGGCACGUGCGUCGCGGUUUGCGGCGACGCGGAGUUUGUCCUCGUGAACGGCGGCCCCGACGGGUACGGCGACCACGGCGCGACGCAACACCUCGCGAUUAACGGCGACCCGUCGGCGGCUGGGGUGGUGUCGGGCGAGGCUGCGGGGGGCAUGUACGCCGCGUGGUCGCCGACGGGCGAGUACCUGGCGGCGACGUCGGACUCGCUGCACGCGCUCGCCGUGUGGCGGGUGACGGUGCACGACGAUUCGCGGGCGGCGGACGAGGCGGGCGGCGGCAUCUCCGCGGGUGACAUCUCCGGGGACGUCGUCGACCCGUCGGCUACUACGGCUACUUCGGCGGGCCGGAGCAGGAGCGUCCCGAGCUCGCCCGCGCGCGCCGGCCGCGGCUUUGGACGCGACGCGUCGACGGCGGACAGCCGGCGUUCCCGGUCGGGGGCGCGCGGGCCGCCGCUCGCCGCUCGUGCGGCGCGCGUCGGCGCCGUCGUCGGCCCCCUUCGCAUCCAGCGGGUGGCGUACUUUCGCGACCACGCGCACCCGUGCCUCCCCGUGCGGUUCCUCCCUUCCGACGGCCACGUCGUGGUCUGGGCGGAGCGCGGGGGUAGGGUGCACGCGUACGAUCUCAGGUGCGCCCACGCCGCGUCGUUAGGGUCGUCAUCCGCGGUGAACCUGUCGCCGCCGCCCGAGGAGGACGGACAUCCGAGCCGAGGUCGAGGGUUCGACGCCGGCGCGGGGCGAGGCGCCGACGAAGACAGCAUAAUCACCGUCAUCGGCGCCGACGACGACGAAGACGAGGUGGGAUCGGGGGCGGACGAGGACGGCGGCGAUCGGAACCUGAACCAGUGGCGAUCAGAAAUUGAGCCUGCGAGGUCGGAAGGGGUGGAGGUUUGCCUGCAGCCCAGGACGGAUCGCUUGUUCAGGCCGCUGCGACUACGGGGCGCCGACGACGAUCAGCGAAGGUUCGUGCAGACGAUUCGGUCGAGGGUCCGCGGCAAGUACGUCACCGGGCUCUGCGUCGUCGCCGCGGCGAGUAAGCCGCCGCCAGCGUCGCCCUCGCGGGGAUCGCCCGCGCGGAUCGGCGGAUCUCCAGCGCCGCCGCGCGACCUCGUCUUCGUGGGCACACCCGACGGGGUGUUGAGGUUCCGCUGCCCCGUCGCGUGGACGCCGGAGACGCACCAAGACUUUCCGGUCGCCUUCAGGAAGGCUUCCAGGGCAUUCGUGCAGUGCGCCGCCGCCGACUUCGCGCGCAAGGCUGAGACUGGCGACGAGGAGAGUUCCUCGGCGCUGUCGCUGGGUGACCUCCCGCAAGAGGUUUUGCUGCACAUCGUCGGCCUCGCCGCAGUGCCGCUGUCGGAUUGGGCCAACGUGUCGUGAUUCGGACCAAAGCAUAACGUGUAACGGUAAACGUGAAUGGCGCGCGAUGGAAGCAGUUCGCGCGCGAAUGUACGAGUAAUAAAACGCACAAGAGAGAGAGAGUAAGAGAUAGAGUGACGAGAAAAAGCUGUUGUAACUGACGCUAAUCUUACUCGCU
This is a messenger RNA of Micromonas commoda, 2908 nucleotides long. RefSeq lists its product with no specific name. The record is from RefSeq and is a predicted model, not a curated record. The transcript has a single exon. The coding region runs from base 1 to 2751 and encodes 916 amino acids. NCBI's taxonomy places the organism in Eukaryota, Viridiplantae, Chlorophyta, Mamiellophyceae, Mamiellales, Mamiellaceae.